Molecule: messenger RNA, 2138 nt
Organism: Cryptomeria japonica (Japanese cedar)
Lineage: Eukaryota; Viridiplantae; Streptophyta; Pinopsida; Cupressales; Cupressaceae
Exons: 5
Coding region: 89-601 (170 amino acids)
Biological process (GO): microtubule cytoskeleton organization
Cellular component (GO): cytoplasmic microtubule
Molecular function (GO): microtubule binding
Source: RefSeq, a predicted model, not a curated record
CGCAUUUCUACAAAUCUAUUGAGUGCAUUCUAACAUUUCAAAAAGUCUCUCCUCGUGAUAUAUUUUGUAGAAUUUACUUGCCUUGUCAAUGUUGUCUUCCCUAGUCUCUUGCAUAAUUUGUGGACUGCUUAUCAAACAGUUCAUUUACCUUUCUUUCCUUCAGACUUUGCAAAUAAUCACUCCAACACAAUUUAAAAAUCUUGAUUUCACUUCUUUUAAUGCUUUGGGUGGUUAUCCUACAACUGUCCAAAAGAAAACACACAAUCAGCUUGUGGGUCGACUUCCAUCGGAGGAACUUAUGGCUCAGAUACCUUCAUUUUUGCCUGCAUUAUUUGACGCUUUUGGGAACCACAGUGCAGAUGUUCGGAAGAUGGUCGUUUCUUUUCCAGUAGACAUAUAUAUUGUCCUUGGAAAAGCACUUUUACCUUAUCUUGGAAGCCUGAGCAGUACCCAACUGCGACUUGUAACAAUUCAUGCAAAUAGAAUUUCACAGGCAAGGUCAGGUGUUGUUGUGGACAUGCAAAAUGUAGAGGCAAUGACAGGGCACAUUAACUGUCUGACAAAAUACCUCAAAAAGAUGUGUCCUCGUGGACUACAAUGAUUUCAGGAUAUGCACAAAAUGGAUUUGUUGACAAUGCUUCAGAAACUUUUAAGCAAAUGUAUUUAGCAGGUAUCAAGCCAAAUUCCACAACCUUUGCUUGCAUCCCCCAUGCCUGUCCCAAAACGGGAGCUUCGGAACAGGGUAUGGACAUCCUUUAUGCCAGGGUAUGGACAUCCUUCAAAGCAUAAAGGAUGCAAAUUUUUUCCAGAUGUAGUUACAAUUGCCCUGGUAGAUGUGUAUGUAAAAUGUGGAAGCAUAGACAACGCACGGGAAUCGUUUGACAGAAUGCCUCGAAGAGAUGUAGUCUCAUGGACUGCAGUGAUUGCAGGAUAUGCACAUAAAGUAUUUGUUGAAAGGUUUCUAGAAACUUUCAAAGAAAUGCAAUUGGCAGGUGUAAGCCAGACUCGACAAUCUUUGCGAGCUUCAUCCCUUACCGUUGCAAAUGGGGAGGUUUACAAUAGGCCAAAAACAUGGAACAAAAUUCAUGGUUAUCUAGAUACCCCACCUCAAAUGAUAUCAAUGGUUCUAUCAACCAGAGUGUUCAUCCCAUCACACAACCCCUGAAAAGGGCUAUUUACGGUGGUUGUAUGGACAUGAUAAAUUGAUGGUUAUUUACGGUUGUUGCAUGAACAUGGUAAAUUGUUGUUCCUUGGCAUUUUUCUUUUGGGUUGGAUUUGGUUAUAAUGCCAUAGUAACUAGCUUUUUAUCUUAAUUAUAAUUGCUAAGUUUGUUAUUUAAAAAAAUGCAACUGACAAUGUCAAUGUUGCAGUUCAUCACUGUUAUAGUGUAGAGCACUUUGCAUCACUAUUAGAAUGUAGAGUUCUUUGCUCUUAGAAAUUGCUUUGAAGGUGGAAUCCAAGCAACAAAAUGAGACCUUCAAAGACCAGCUAGUCCUUCUCAUCUUAGGAAAAGAACAUUUCUUGUGCAAUUAUCAACUCUUCUAACCUUGUCUCAAUUUAUGGAUCCGUUAAGGGUUCUAGACUCCUUUAUUUUUUGAAUGGGAAGAACUAUUGUGCUUACAGAAUGCUCAUUGUAUAUUUUAUUUAUGAAUUCAUGUCCUUAAAUAGAAGGGGGAGAUCCUUGUAACUAAGUAGGAUUUACAUAUUGAAGAAUCAUAAAAUCAUGUGUCCAGUCCAAAGAAUUUAAAUUCUGAGCUUAUCCUCAUGGUUAAUGACUGUCAUGUGAACAAUUGAGAAAGCCUCUUUGAUCAUAAUUGUUAGUUUAAAGACAACUUGGUAAAUCCUAUCCUUGAGAAUGGUGAAUAAAAGAACCUAAUUUCCCUAAGGUUUGUGGAUGAUCUCCAAAUGCUAGAUGUGGAGCAUCUACAUUCAUACAUUUUGCAGUGGCAUUUUCAAUUGAGCUUUUCUAGGACAAAAUGGGUUGUGGCUUCACUCCACUAGUUUUUUAUAGUUUUACACUUAGCCCACCUUACUAGUACGACCAAAUGGUUUUUAAUGUCUGCUCACACAAGAACUGCAUUGUACAAGGAUGAUAAAAUGUAUGAAUUCAAUUGUUCAUUUGUUAAUCUUUUGCUCUC